GAACACCAUUAGCAUUGUGUGUGUAUAUAUAUAUAUAUAUAUAUGAAGAUUUCAUUGACAUUUUGGUUUGAUUUGAUUCGGAAAGACUGCCUCCUUAACCAAAUAUGCUUCUGAUUUGAAAUUGUUACAACAUCUUUUUAUUCCUUGUCCACCAACUGUUUGAGAAAAUUUCUAAUUGAUGUAUUUUGAUUUACUUUAUCUUUGUGUUCUGGUGUAAGCCAAACACUGAAAAAUAAAAGGAAAGAAAAUAUUUUACAGCUAAAAUGUUUUCCAUAAACAAAAAUAUUACGAAGAAAUCAUUUUACUUCAUACAGAUUGGAACCUAAGUAUAAGAGCUUAAACAUGACGAGAGGUAUCAUCAUAACUUUUUUUUCUACUCAAUAUCAUGAUACCUUUCCAAUACUCCAAAAUCAGGGAAAAAAAAAAAAGUCGAUUCAGCUUAAGAGACGUUAUACAUUAUAAUGGGGUUCGAAUAAGAUAGACUAGUAAGAAAAGAUGCUUUCAAAUAUUCUGUGAUUGGUUGGAAUUAAAGUUUCUUUGAAAUAUUCUGUGAUUGCUAGAGUUGCAGCUUGCUUUAUAAAAGUAUAUUUAUGAGUAUAAUGCAUUUGAUUGAUUGCUUUAGAAUAUAUAUAUCCCGUGUUGAGAUUUCUUGGAGCCAUGGAAUUCCUUGCCCAAUAAAGUAUAUAUCCUAUGUAGAAAUUUCUUAGAACCGAGGAAUUCCUUGCUUCAUAAAGUACAUGUACUGUGAUUGCUUGGAGAAUACUUCCACUUUAACCAAAAGAUAAAUUGUAUCGUAAAUGGUAACUUAAAUAUAUAUAAGGUUAGAUGUAUAGAUCGAGCUUCUCACGUUCCAUUUCCCACCUAUCUGAGAGAGAGAUCUGGGCUUCUCAGUUUUCAUUUGAAAUGGAUUCUAAGGCAAGUGCAAGCACUUCAUCCCUUCCAGGCGGUGAAUACGAAGUCUUUUUGAGUUUCAGUGUUCCAGAUGCUCGUUACACCUUCACUGAUUUCCUGUACACAAAUCUCGAAGGUGCAGGAGUUCGCACCUUUCUAGACGAUAAUGAGCUUCGCAUGGGUGAAGAGAUCGGCCCAGAGCUCCUGAAGGUGAUCACUCAAUCGAAGAUCUCAAUCCCAAUCUUCUCCAAAACCUACGCUUCCAGUAAAUGGUGCCUUCAUGAGCUUGCCCAAAUGGUGGAGUGCAUGAGAACAACAGGACAACUGAUUCUACCCAUCUUCCAUGAUGUUGAACCUUCCGAGGUUCAGCAUCAAUCUGGGAGUUACGAGGAGGCCUUCCGCGAGCACGAGAGCUGUUUCAAUGAAAGUAUUAUUAAAGAUUGGAAGGAGGCAUUAAGAGAGGUUGGAGCACUCAAGGGUUGGGAAGUCAAGAAAGAAGCUGACGGGGAUCAGGGGAAACUAGUAAAGAUGAUUGUUCAAACAGUGUUGUUGGAGUUAAAGAAAAAUUGUAUGGUUUUAACUGACAACUUGGUUGGAAUCAAUUAUCAUGCACAUCAAAUGAUGAGAUUAUUAAAGGUUGCUUCAAAUGAUACACGGAUUGUUGGUAUCCAUGGCAUGGGAGGUAUUGGCAAGACAACUAUUGCCAAGUGGAUGUACAAGAAGCUCAUCAAGUACUUUGAAUGUUGUAGUUUCCUUGCAGAUAUUCGAGAAACAGCACAACAACACAAAAGUCUUGUUAGUUUGCAAAAACAGCUUCUUGCUAGCAGUACUCCUAAAUCAUGCCAUGAUAUUGUUGAUGUCGAUGGUGGAAUCAACAUUAUUAAACAACGAUUUCUUAAAAAGAAAGUUCUCAUUGUUCUUGAUGAUUUAAGUGAAAAGUAUCAAUUUGAUUGCCUUGUGGGAAAUCAUAAUUGGUUUGGUCCAGGAAGCAGGAUUCUAAUUACAACUAGAGACAAGCAUGCUUUAAAUGCUAUUCAAGUGAAUGAAGAAUAUGAACCCCCAUUUAUGAAUUCUGUGCAAUCACUUCAGCUUUUUAGUAUGCAUGCCUUUAGAAGGAAGUUUCCUCCAAAAGACUAUGACGACAUCUCUAGAAAGGUUGCAUCCACUGCUGCAGGGCUUCCUCUAACUCUUGAGGUUAUCGGUUCGUUUUUGUCUGACAAGACGAAAGUGGUAUGGGAAGAUACAUUGAAGAAAUUGAAAAAAAUACCAGCAGAUCAAGUCCAGAAAAGAUUGAGAAUAAGUUAUGAUGAAUUAAACCAUGAGCAACAACAGAUAUUUCUCGAUAUUGCAUGUCUUUUUAUAGGGAUGGAUAAAACACAUGCAUUUUACAUGUGGGAUGACUGUGGCUUUUAUCCAGAGAUGGGAAUUAAGGUUCUUUGUUUCAUGUCUCUAGUAAAAAUGGGAGAUGAUAAUGUGUUGAGAAUGCAUGAUCAACUUAGAGAUCUCGGAAGGGAAAUCGUCCGUCAAGAAGAUCUCAAGAAUCCUGGAGCACAUAGCAGGUUGUGGGAUCAGGAGGAAGCGCUGGAUGUACUGAAGGGAUGUAAGGGAACAGAAAAGGUCAAUGUCCUGAGUGUUCACUUUAGUAAGGAGAUGGCUCAGUCUGACCUUACAAGUGAGGAAUUUGCUAAACUAUAUAAUCUAAGGUAUCUUCAAGUGAAUCGGGUAAAAAUUUCUGGGGAUUUUAAGCAGCAUCUAUCACAAUUAAGAUGGCUUUGUUGGACCUAUUGCCCUCUUGAAUUUAAAGCAACCAAUUUCCAUACGAAGAAUCUAGUCAUUCUUGACGUAUCAAACAGUUUUGUCACAGAAAAAUGGAAGGGUUGGAGUCAAAUUAAGGAAACAAAUAAGUUAAAAGUUCUAGUGCUGGCUAAUUGUGAUUUAAGCAGAAUUCCGUACUUCUCAAGUUAUGUAAAUUUAGAGAUACUGGAUCUUAAAGGUUGUGGUAAUUUUGUCAAAAUUAACCCAUCCAUUGGUAAUAUGAAGAACUUGAAAGUGCUUAAAAUUUCAAUGACUCUAAUAAAAAAGCUACCUGAUGAAAUUUGGAUGUUAGAGAAGCUGGAAGUUCUAGAUGCCUCAUAUUGUAAUGCCUUGGAGGGUAACAUUCCUAGUUGUGUUGAGCGAUUAUCAUCUUUGAGAGAGUUGAAGUUUGAUUGUACCAAAAUUCAAAGCCUACCAACAAGCAUUUGCAAGCUCUCUUGCCUCCAAACCCUUGACUUGAAAGACUGCGAAGAGCUCCAAGCACUGCCAGACCUUCCCUCCAGUUUAGAAAUUCUGAGAGCCGAUUGCCCCAAGCCUAGAGAGUUGCUUGUUACCCCAAAUCUUGUAAAUCUGAUUAAUCUAAAGGAACUGCGGUUUUCCUGGUGCAUUAGGACCCUACCAAAAGAGAUGGGUGCCUUUUCUCAGCUCGAAAUCCUGACUAUAAAUUAUUGCAAUGAUCUUCAAUGUAUAUUGGGGUUACCCUCGAGUCUGGUUGUAUUAUCAAUUGAAAGUUGUCCGUCAUUGGAAAUAUUGCCAGAUCUGUCAAAUUUGAAAAAUUUGUUGGAAUUGGAGCUUAAGCAUUGUGAUAAGCUGAUGGAGAUUCAAGGGCUUGGGGGACAAGAGUCAUUGAAAAGAUUACACAUAGAGGGCUGUGAUACCUUGAAAGAGAUUCAAGUGCUUGGAAAUCUAAAAUCUUUAGAAAGCUUGCACAUAGAGGACUGUGAUAUGCUGAAAAGGGUUCAAGGACUUGGAAGUCUAAAAUCCCUGAGAAGUUUGUCUAUAAUUUGGUGCGAGAAAAUAGCUACACUUAAUUUGCUUGAACGUUUGGCAUCUCUACCAUCCUUGGAGAUGAAUGAGUAUAAACAUCUUGGAAAUAAAUCAGCUCGGUCGAACUUAAACAAGUUAAAGACAUUAGAUGUUUCGGAUUGUACGAAAUUAAAGAAGAUCCAAGGACUAGAUAGAUUGAAAUCAUUGGAAAAGUUGACCUUAACUGGUUGCAAAUCCAUUGUAAGAUUACCCAAUCUGUCAAACUUGAAAAUGUUGAGAUGCUUACAACUUAACGAAUGCACGAGGUUACGUGAGAUUGAAGGACGCGAGGCUUUGGAAGCCAGGUUGGAGGAACUUGAUGUCAGAGAGUGCACAUCACUGGAACAAGCACCCCAUCUGCUAAACCCAAAUAUUCGAAGACAAAACUCAGGAAAAAUGAUAGAGAUGAAAGAUUCAAAGGCUGCAACUAAUAUGGUACUUGGAGGUGUAUCAAUCCCAUGCCCUCUUGAUUUAUGUUCUGAUAUUAACAUAAUUAUUGAAGUUAUGAUGAAUCGGGUUAUUUUUGCCCAAUAUUCCCUAAUUUAAUUUGAAUGAGGCCAUGGCCUCAAAUAGAGCAGAAUGGAAACAUAGGAUUCUUGUUGCUUGAUCCCAAGUAAUUGGAAAAAAGCUUGGUUGUUGUUUUUAUAUUCUCUAAUUUGAUUUAAUUUAAGUAAUUGAUGUUAAUGCACGAUAUACUAUUUACUUAGUUUAGUUUCUACAUUCAUUUAUGCAGGCACUCUAAGAUAUGUCAGAUGAAAUUUGAGUUGAAGUGUACAGGUUGAGGAUGAAGCUACAACAUAAGAAUUAUGGAAGUAAUGACAGCUUGCAUUAUGGAAGCAGAUGGGCCUAGAAGAUAUAUAUAUAUAUAUAUAUAUAUAUAUACAAAAUCAUGACAAGAAUAAUUUAUGAAGUUUGUAAUAAAUUGUACAAAAAAUACUUGGGUUUGGCAUUUUAAAUAUCAGUUUAUUGGUUCACUCUCCGUACUUUCUCUUCCUCAUGUAAAAUUUUCUGCAACUCACAAAUUUAUUUUGUAUGAAGUAAAUAUAUGAAGUGAUUGUGAAACCAUAUCAACAAAAUAAUUCCCUCAUUGGCGUCAGCAUACUGAUUAGUCAGUAUAAGGCCCAAUGAACAACCUCCC
Cornus florida is the source of this 4870-nucleotide messenger RNA. Its product is annotated as disease resistance protein L6-like. Bases 826 to 4278 code for a protein of 1150 amino acids. The record is from RefSeq and is a predicted model, not a curated record. Lineage: Eukaryota; Viridiplantae; Streptophyta; Magnoliopsida; Cornales; Cornaceae. Gene Ontology annotation, biological process: defense response; signal transduction. The transcript has 5 exons. Gene Ontology annotation, molecular function: ADP binding.